GCGACACUUGCAGAGCGGAGGCAGUAGUCGAGCGACCACAGUAGCGGCGGGAGCGUCUGCAGUGUGUACGAUGUCGGAUUCACUGGGAAGUGGUAGCGGCGCCGGCGACUCCGAUGGAGAAAGAGAGCCCAAGCGACAGAAAGUUCGUGAAGCGACACCGGAGCCGAGCUCUUCCACAGCACCGGGGCCGAGUACUUCCACAGCACGACAGUCAGCAGCGACUCGUCGCGCGGCCUCACCGCAGCCGGGGCCUUCCGGAGAGCAGCAAGAGCCAGACUCGCAGAAUCCGGAACCUGAAGAGCUAGCCAAAGCGCUGCAGAACGGAAAAUCAGCGAAGGGCAAGUCGAAGAAACGGAAGAAGACUCCGAAAGUGGUGCCACCAAAACUAGGGAGCAAGCGGGCUCGGCGCUUGAGAAAACUCAUGCGCCAACGGAAGCGCGAGAUGGAGCGGAAGCACCGCGACCGGCUCGUUCGCUUCUGGGAUGGCGUCAUCAGUUACUACAGGAAUCUACCGCCCCAGCCACAACCAGGUCCACAAGCCAACUUGCCUUUACUUGGAGCACAAGAUCAACCCGGUAAAGAAUUUUCUUGUAUAAAUAGUUUUGUAAACUGGAAGCAACUCAGUUUGCUGUGUGUAAUGUUGUCGUCCACCUUACUUGUGAUAAUUACAAAAUACGAUUUUAUGCUUGUAGUUACUGCGCAAUUAUAUGUUGCUUACUCUAUCGGUGCUACAGCAGAAGACGAAAGUGCGGUCAAAAUAUAUAUAUAUUUUCAUUCUGGAAACGAUAACAUUUUCUUCUUGCCGUGUGACUGUUUCAUAUCACUUGCACUUGAAGCAAAAUAUGAUUUUCCGAUUCUGGAUGCAGCACAAAUAGCAGCUGAACAGGUAGUGGCCAACGCGGCUGCAGAAGCAGAGCAAGCAGCCCCCCAGGUACCAGAUGUGCAGAUCGUCGAGCCAGAUGCUGGAGAGCAAGGUGAGCCACAAGCCGCUGGAGGUGAUGCUGGAGACGCGGGCCAGGCUGCAGCUCAGCCGCAGAUGUAAAGGAUCAUCAUCUAUUCACCACACUAAUACUCGCUCUACAUUACUUCGCACAUGAAAUGAGUGAGGUCUUCGGUGAUCCAUUAUGCUUUCUGAAAAUGGUGCCAAGUUUACCUGACGCUGGAUUAAUAUGCUGAACUCUUGUCUUUGUGGACUGUUACAUGAUGGAGGCUAUCUUUUGUAGCCAUCAUGAGAUUAUUGAUUAGUACCUUUAGCAAGAAUAUCAUGUCAGCCAUUCCAUGUGAAAAAUGGCAGGACAAUAUUUCAGUGUUUACACUGUUUGCUCUGAUUUUAAUUAAUAACCUUGUUCUUUGCUACUUGCAUCAGCUCUCUUAAUUUUAAGACUUUAGUUCCUUUUUAAAAAUACAGAACCCUGUGUAUCAAGUAUCUGUCAUUAAACAUGAGAGGAUACCAUUCUUGAAACACAGUUCUGUUUGUGAAUGAGAUAAGUGAGAGUGUAAAAGACACUAAAUGCUAUGUAAAUAGGAGAGCAGUUACCACUAUCAAGUGCCUUACAGAAAACAGAGAAGUGCUUAACUGCAAAAAAGUAAAGUGCAUAUGAUUUUUGACCUACAUCUAUGAUGUUUCUUUUAAUGGCACAAGAUGUUCAAAUAAUCAGCGAAAUGAAAUAUUUUAAAAUUACUUUUGUAACAUGAUUUCCACUUUCUGCAGGAAUGAAAGAUAACCUAUCUCUCUUGUCCAUGUGUUAAAGGUGCUAUAAGAUACAAAUGAUUUAUUUUGCUAUGAGUUUGAAUCAAUUGCAUUGGUAAGGGAAAGGUUUUUUGUUGAAGACUUGAAUUACCUUCCUAUAUUAUCAUUAUUUCAAUAUAUGUUGAUAUGGAUCAGUAGUUUCACUUUGAUCUGUGAAAUACAUUUAGUUAUUACUAAUUCCUGCUGCAUUGAUUUGAGCCCUGAUGUUACUCGAGAAAAAGUUCUGGGGCAAUAGAUAAAAAGUACUUGAGUGAAGGAACUACUCAGGAACAAGCACUUAGUUUAUAUUUAAACAGUACAGCAGAUUUCCACUUUAACACACUCAGCCAAGACCUUAUCUUUGACACAAGCCUUUUGUAGCUUACUAUUAGCCCUCCAGUCCAACAGAGGGUAUUUUAUAUGUAUUAUUCUAUCAAAUAAUACAUGUGCCCCAUUUCACAGUAGAUUAGCACAUUGUUAAUGAAAUUGGUGUUAUAUUAGGAUAAACGAAGAUUCAGUUUCCCAUCUCACCAUUCUGGUUGAGAUUUGUCUUGUCCACUCUGGAUGCUGAUGAACAAUGCUGCUGAUGGCAUGAUUCUAGCAGAAACAGCUACCCUUUUUACCUCUACAUAGUUUCUUCUCAGGUCCUCUAUUUUAAUCUAGAUUAUCAAUGGUUUCAUUAAACACCUUCAUGUUUACCUAAAAUUUACGCUGCAGAAACAACUACCAAAAAUUUUAUUGAAGAACAUCUUGUUCCUUAGAUUUUAGGCGUUGAUUCUUUGACACUUUCAGCACUAUUACUUCAUAUUUGCUGACAAAUUCUGUAACAUCUAAAUAACAAUCGAGCAACAAUUAGAGGCAGAACAAACUGUGUCAUGUUUCUCUUACAGUAUUUGCCACAAUAUUUUGUAGGUAGGCUAGGAUGAACUAGGACGGAUGACCUCAGUGUUUAGUCCCAUAACCCUCCUCAAUCAAUCACUCAGUCAAUAGGAUGAACUAGAAAUUCGAGAUAAAAUGCUUUCAGCCACAUGUAAUUUCAUGAUGAAAUAAAUAAGUUUUUGAAUAUAACACAUAUAUUUUUGUAUCUCGUGACUGUAACUGUGUCCUUUGAUGUCUAUGUUUCACUGUGUAUGCCUUGGGAAGCACAAAAGGAAGUGGAAUGAUGACAAAUGUUUUAAAAAUUAAUUCAAUAAUAGUUUAAAAUAUCAGUACAGAAAUUAGUUUAUUUUGAUGAUUGGUUGUGUUUGUGUAUAGACCAUUAAUGUGUAAUGGAGAUGUGCUUCUAGACCUGCAAUUACUUUUCAUACAAGUAAACAUAAAUUAAUUAUGUAUGAUCAUUUCUCAGCUGAGAUUUGUAGAAAGUGAAACUUGUAAAUUUUUGGAUAUAUCAUAAUUGCAGCUUAUGUAUAAUUGCAGCUUCCGUAUAAUUCUCACAUGAUUCUUAGUGCAAAGAAAAGCAUUAAAGGCCUUGAACAACAUGAGUGGGUGUUCCAAACAUUGUAGAACAUAAAGUUUUGAAAUGCAAAUGGACAAUCUACUUUUAUCUCUCUGGUGUUUGAGAUAAUACUUAUUCUUAAACGUAUUAUAGUUGAUUUAAUUUACUGUAGCAUUCUGAAUUUUAAAGAUUAUUUUAACUGCAUAUGUGGUUUUGCAAUACAUUUAUGUAUACAUGAA
Messenger RNA from Schistocerca gregaria, 3403 nucleotides. RefSeq lists its product as uncharacterized. NCBI's taxonomy places the organism in Eukaryota, Metazoa, Arthropoda, Insecta, Orthoptera, Acrididae. The transcript has 5 exons. The record is from RefSeq and is a predicted model, not a curated record. Bases 71 to 1042 code for a protein of 323 amino acids.